Messenger RNA from Necator americanus (New World hookworm), 549 nucleotides. RefSeq lists its product as uncharacterized. NCBI's taxonomy places the organism in Eukaryota, Metazoa, Nematoda, Chromadorea, Rhabditida, Ancylostomatidae. Bases 1 to 549 code for a protein of 182 amino acids. The transcript is spliced from 5 exons. The record is from RefSeq and is a predicted model, not a curated record.
AUGAGCGUCAGAACAGGGCCACCGCCAUCUGCGUCUGAAGGCCCACCGGGGUCAUCUGCGGGUGGACUCGAUCGCUCACCAGUCCAAGGAAUAAAACAAGCACAUACUGACAUGGUUGCAUGGCUUUAUAAGUCACAUGGUGCAGCUGCUGACGAACAACUAAAAAAGGUUGACGCAGCUGGAGUGAAGAGAGAACAUAUCGCAUACGGCUUCAUUGGGCUGACGAGCUUGUAUCUACUGAGUGGAGAAGAGGCAAUGUUUGUCUCUAAUCUGAUCACCUUUCUGUAUCCAGCCGCAGUUAGCGUCGACGUCAUUCGUUCCAAAAAAUCAGGUGAAGCCAUUGGUCAGCUGCAGUACUGGGUACCGUUUGGCUUCUUUGCAUUGCUGGACUCCACUUCUUUUAGUUUGAUUCCCGCUUACUUCCUCUUAAGGACUGCGUUCCUAAUUUUCCUGUUCCUCCCUCAAACUCAAGGAGCCCAACUGAUCUUUAAUAAAGUAAUCGAGCCAAUAGCGAAAGCUGUCGACGGGUUCACAAAGAAGAAGGCCUAA